AUGCCGGGCAAAAUCACCUUUUAUAUCGACAUUGUCAGUCCCUUUUGCUACAUGGGGUAUUACUUCCUAAGGCAUUCCCCAAUCUUCAAGUCCGUCGAAGUAACGUAUACGCCCAUCCUGCUGGGCGGGCUGCACAAAACCUGCGGCAACGUUGCGCCCAUCGACAUCCGGAACAAAGACAAAUGGAUCGAGCGCGAACGGCUCCGCUGGGCCCGCCAGUUCCACAUCCCCAUGUCCGACGCACAACCCAAGGGGUUUCCGAAGCCGACGAUCCAGGUCCAGCGAUUUCUGACCAGUUUGUGGCUGGACGGUCAUCGGAAGGCGGGCACGCAGGAUGUGUUCCUCAAGGCGGUGGACACGCUCUGGGAAACGCUCUGGACCAAAGGGGACGAGGGCGAUCUCUCAGACCCGAAGGUGUUCGCCAAGGUGCUGACGCCAGUAUUGGGCGAGGAAGUGGUCAAGCGACAUGUUGAGAGGCUGGGGAGCCCGGAGGUCAAGAAGCAGCUGGUGCAAAAUACGGAGGCAUCGUUCAAGGACGGCGCGUUUGGUCUGCCGUGGUUUCAAUGCGAGAACGUCAAGGGAGAGGUGGAGGGCUUCUGGGGGUUCGACCAUCUUGGACAGGUUGUGAGGUUUAUGGAGCUAGAUGGCAAAGGUGAGGUUCGUGCGCUGUUGUAA
Cladophialophora yegresii CBS 114405 is the source of this 675-nucleotide messenger RNA. RefSeq lists its product as uncharacterized. The coding region runs from base 1 to 675 and encodes 224 amino acids. Gene Ontology annotation, biological process: glutathione metabolic process. Gene Ontology annotation, cellular component: peroxisome; mitochondrion. Lineage: Eukaryota; Fungi; Ascomycota; Eurotiomycetes; Chaetothyriales; Herpotrichiellaceae. Gene Ontology annotation, molecular function: glutathione peroxidase activity; glutathione transferase activity. The record is from RefSeq and is a predicted model, not a curated record. The transcript has 2 exons.